This is a messenger RNA of Elgaria multicarinata webbii, 4875 nucleotides long. RefSeq lists its product as uncharacterized. NCBI's taxonomy places the organism in Eukaryota, Metazoa, Chordata, Lepidosauria, Squamata, Anguidae. Bases 67 to 4875 code for a protein of 1602 amino acids. The record is from RefSeq and is a predicted model, not a curated record. The transcript is spliced from 5 exons.
GCGGCGUGAUGUCGGUGGGAGCGGAGCUGGCGGCGGCCCGCUCAGGUGGUGAACCCAACUGUCCUGAUGCUUUCUGCUGAUGUGGCAUCGUUGGAGAAAAUACAUUUUAGCACUUUCCAUUCCUCGAUGUCUGCUGUGGUGCAAGAACUCUACACCGGUCUGCCAGCCAACCUCUCCACUGAACUUACUGCUUUGUCUGAUCCAACUGUCGUCCUAGGUGCAAAACCUGGAACAUCAACAUUUGUACUAUCAUGCAGUAGUUUGCCAUCUGAACACCAAAGAACUCAUGGGUUGAAAAUCUGUCCCCAGGAUUCUGUGGAAAAGCUGGAUUGUACAGGAAAAGUGUCUUGCCCUGAACUGAUGGAUCUCCUUUCUGAAGAUCCUUCAGGAACGGGACGUCUUGUUGAGAAUGAUGAGAUACAAAACAAGAGUAUAAUGGAAUUGGAUUAUCUUCAAGGAUGUCUGAGUAAAGAUGCAAGAAUGGCAAAGGACAUGGGGGAUAUUGCUAAGGAAGGCCUUGCGCAGCAUCCUCUAACCUCGAAAGAAACCUGUUGGUCAAAAGAGGAGUCCCAGCUAAUCCAGGAGGGAAGAGGAUUUCUUUCAAGUUCUCCCUGCAUUGAAACAGCAGGCUUGCCUCAGAGUCUAGACGAAAACCAAGCAAAAGUGCAGGUGACACCUGAAAAUCUGUCAGACCCCAUGAAAGAAGCACCAGGUAUGAAGGCUGAUGGGACUAGGCUGUUUAGUAAAGCAGGAGAACCCAGUGCCAGAGUGAGUACAGGUGUUCCACCUCAGAGCAGUGAAUGCUCAGAUGUAGACACAGUCAUGGGCAAAGUUGCUGUUUCAGGAACUGACACCUUAGUCUCCCUAGAGCCUGUAAUUCUUAUGGACAAUGUCUCAACAAAAGAACAGCUGCAAGAAGAAGAAGAAGGUGGUGGUGAUGGUAAAGGUCUGGCAGCCUGUGUCACUUUAUCAGCAGUUGGAGAUGCCCUUUCUAGUUCAGAUGCUGGAGGAGAAAAGUUCCCUAAUCAAGAUGAAGAAGUUAAUGCAAUCCUUGACAAUUGUCCACCUGCCCUGCAGGACAAGAUGAGUUUGCAUGAAAACAAUAGCUCUGCUCUAGUAUUGGAAAGCAGCAUUACCGUUGAUAUUCAAGCAUCAAACACAAGUUCCGAAACCUCAGGUCUUCUGUUUGAAGGUAGCUUGGAAUUUGGAAAUGCACUGUGGGAACAGAACACAGAUCUCUUUGAAGUCAUCUGUGAAAUGCAGGAGGGGGGCUGCUCCGUUACCAGGGAGGAAAGCUUGAAGAGCAACACUAGUGAACAAACCGAGGAGCUUGUAGAAGAAUGGGCUUCUGGACAGCACGUGGGCGAGACCCCAUCACAAACAUGGAGUGGUGAAGAACUGCCCAGUGACAGCGAUAAUGAACAAGAAAUGGACAGUUGCAACGAUCACUCUUACAGCUGUGCCUACGAGAGAGUUGUUGAAAUCCAGAAAGGAGCUGCUGUGCAGCGGCGCUGGAAAGCAAUUCAAGAAAAGUCCCAGUUGGAGAAUGGCACCUUUGCGGUUCCUACAGAACAGUUUGCAGUGGCCAAAACCAUGCAUCCAGAAAACAACAUGCGUCCCCUCCCUCCAUCACCUAAAGGGCAUCCAGAAGAUGGCUUCAGACCCAGCUAUUCAGGAACUGACAAUACCCUUAUUCCCUUGGAGGAAGCGAAUAACUUUGGGUGCUUUCAGAACAGCUGCAAUGUGAGCAUGAAUUCACAUCCCGCCUGUCAUGAUGCUCUGGGUGCUGACACUGAAUUAAGUGACAAGAGCUCAGUGCAAAUGGAAUCCAACAGUGAUCCAAGGGCAGAAAUCCCAAAGAUUGUUUCAGCUGUUAUGCAUCUGCAUGCUACCAACUCUUCCAGCACAGUAGAUGUUAGCUUAGCUACUGACGAAGAACACCCCCAAACAACUCAACUCUGUAAUGAGCUUCUGUUUACCCAGCAGGCUGAUCUGACUCUAGGUAGCAGCCUCUUCCUAGACACCCUGCACAGAGAACGCCUCCCUGGGACCUGUGCAAAGUUGGGGAGAGAGAGCUUCUUGCGUCCUAACAAGAAAGAGUUGGCUUCCAGAGGUCAAAACAGUGGUAGUUGGGCAAGAGGCAAGAAGCUCUCUCUCUCCAACUUUGCACAGGUCCUGAGCGAAGAGUCCCAGAAUUGGACAGCACUUGUGCUGAAGGAUGCAGAAAAUAGGGCGUCUGACAUGGAAACAGUACAAAGCAAAGUGUGCACUCCUCGUGAUGAUCUCUGCUCUGCCGUUGAGACUUGUUCCACCAUGUCAGGAAGUAUCUCUGAUGAUGAUGAUGAUGAUGAUGAUGUUGAUGAUAUUAAAGUGAGAACUGAAACAACCACUGAAGAUUCUGAUGGACUGGAAAUGCACCACACCUCUGUAUUUGACAGGGAAGCUCUCCAUCCCCAGAAGUGUGGCAGUGGCAAGGUGUGGAACGGCCAUCCCUGUGGAAAUAACUGGAGCGGCUUGGAUGGAGCAGAAAGCGUGAAGGCUGAAACUUUGGAGUCAGAUGCAGAAGCUGAAAGCCAGAGGGCUGAUGGUGACAAUAGUUCUGUAAAUUCAGAAGAUGUUCCGAAUGCUAAUGCCAGUGUUUUCCAUCCCAGUGUAAAAAUAUAUGGAGGCAGCCAGAGAACUGGACUAAGUGGGAAGCUAACAUGUGAUCGAGGUUUGGAACAAACCACCCAUCCUCUUGAAAUUGGCAUACUUGUAAAAGAUCAAAGCAAGAAAGAGCAAGAGAGGUACCAAGUUCACCCCUGCCACCGCCCCUCCGCCGCCGCCGCCACACCGGAUCUCUCCAGGUUGAAGAACGACCAGACCUCUGGUUCCCCAGGCCAUGCAGAGCAGCAGCGCUGUUCUUUCAUCCUGUGCAGUAAAGAUCCAGGUCAGCCAAGGGAAACCGUUUGUCAGAAUAAAAUGCAGUCCGUUGUGUAUCAGAAUGAUUUUAAUAGUCUAGACUUGUUUAAUCAGAAAAAUGAAGUCCCAGAAAUAGAUGUUGCAGAAUGUCAACAGCCUGCCUUGAUGUUGUCUAAGAAGCAAGAAGCAGAUCGUUCCGUGACCCUUUCCACUGAAGAGAUGCAAAGGACUGUCAAGUGUAAUCAAAACCCGUUGCCAUUUCCAGAGAGAGGCCAAGGCCUGACUCCACCAGCUCCAGUGCUUGUAAUAGAAAAUGGAGUUCAAGAAACACUUCAGCGAAGUCUAGCAGGCGAUGGCGCAUUCAAUAAAAUGGUGUCAGAAUUAAUCGACAAUCCAUUCAAAGAAGAAACUAUAGAGUUAAAAAGCCUUAAACCAUGCUUAAGAUCCUUGGAAUGUGCUCCCAAAUUACUGAAGUUGAAUGGCAUUGAUAAGGGUCAGGCUCAACAAACAAAAACUGAUGAAUUCCAUUCUGCCUCCGAAACAAGCAGUAGGAACCCUUCAGAUGUGCUAGACGAGAAUCCGUUUCUAAAGUUUAACAGUAAGCCUGCUUCAACUCCUAGUCCAGCAUUUUUUCAGCAAGACCCUCUAACUUUUACCACAUCAGAUGGUCAAACAAGUGCGGAGGGAGAGUAUUCAAAGUCAUUCGGGAACAAAGGAAUACCUUGUUUGACUUGUAUGUGUUCAGCUGCACACUCUGUUCAGAAUCCAGGAAUCUGCAUAUCUCAAAAAUAUGAACCACCUUUGAAAGGUCUCUGGUCUCCUCUGGCUAAAGGGCACCCUGCUGGAGCCAUGCCUUUGGAGGGAGAAGCUGGUCAUCCUAUCCAUCAGUUCACUUUAGAGAAUGAAAAAGCAAGCUGCCUUGCUGGAGAGGGUACACAUGUGGAUUCUCCUCUGGAUAACGAGGAAAUACCUGUAAGCACAGGAGGGAGCAAGCGAGGGGCAGGCGGAGUGAGAGAAGUGAUCUCUGUCAUAUUUCACAGCCCUGAUUCCUCGAAGGAGAUGAAACACUCUUUAGAAGAAGACCAGAGCGAGAGUGGUCGGACAGAUGAAACAAUGGGGUUACUACCAGUUUCCUCUCGUUCUCACCCAAAGAAUUCUUCAGCAGCUCUCUUGCAAGCCUUGAAGUUUGCUGUUGCAGGGAAAGAAACCGCUUUCCCAUUCUACGUUGAAAUACACAUCAGGCCUUCUCUUGCCCACUUACCUGCUCACACCUCAGAACUUGGCUUGAGGAAAGCGAAAGGUCCCUCGAAAGCAGCAGUUGUGAAAUGGCAUUCAAGGGACAAGCAAAAUACUUUGCAAGCACAACACUCCGUGCCCACGAGAUGGUCUCUGGAAACCCUUUGGCACACGAGGUCUUGGGCUUCUCUAGGCGGCAGCGUAUCAGAAAGCUUCCCAAGAUGCCUCCGUAGCAAAAGAAGACGUCGGGUGGGUCUAGAGAGCAAGCAGGAGCUGGCCGGGGACCAAAGGCCGCCUCUGCAGGGUCAGUGGGCCAGCUGCAGCGUGGCGGCGCCCAUCGAGACGGAGGGAGCUGCUGCACCAGGCAGGAGGGCCGAGCCAAGCGCAGCCCCAGCUGCAGCUUCCUGCGCCGCAGCUAGGCGAGAGGACCGAGCGGAGGAGGAGGAGGAGAGGAGAGCCCAACGCCGCUUGAAGCGGAGAAGGGGGGCGGCCCAGCACCCGGCCGGCAGCUCUUCCCGAGAGGCGGCUGGGAAGCGUGUGGAUCUGGCACUGCGGAGCCUUGCGGGGGGGAGCGGCGGCGGCGGCGAGGGCUGUGGGGGCAGAAGCAGUUGCAGCACUUUCUGGGAGCCGGAAAGGCCCCCAGAGGCCAAGGCUUUGACUGGGGCAGCAGCGUAUCGGCCGCUGCUGGCUCUCGCCCCGAGGGAAGCCACGGUGCCUGUGGCCUGGCACGCCACGUGA